Cladophialophora bantiana CBS 173.52 is the source of this 396-nucleotide messenger RNA. RefSeq lists its product as uncharacterized. The record is from RefSeq and is a predicted model, not a curated record. NCBI's taxonomy places the organism in Eukaryota, Fungi, Ascomycota, Eurotiomycetes, Chaetothyriales, Herpotrichiellaceae. The transcript is spliced from 2 exons. The coding region runs from base 1 to 396 and encodes 131 amino acids.
AUGGUCAAACAUCCGUCGCCUCAUAUGAAGCGCGGAUCGAGCAUUGUAAAUUCGAGCUCGGUGGCUGCAUACAUGGGCAAUCCUCAGCUUCUGGACUAUAGUCCAACCAAGGGGGCAAUCACCACGUUCACGAGGAGCCUAGCGCAGCAGUUAGCGCCAAAGGGUAUCAGGGUAACUGCUGUUGCGCCUGGCAUUAUCUGGACUCCGCUUCAACCUGCUACGAAAGGGAACCCGCCUGAAGCCAUGAGUGCACUGGGGGUCGAGGAGGCACCACUGCAGCGACCUCGUAUGCCUGUCGAAUGGCCACAGCAUAUGUAUUUCUGGCAUCACCUUUGGGAUCUUACUUCACGGGUGAAACGGUUCAUGGCACGGGUGGACUGGAGAUGCAGGUGGUGA